Molecule: messenger RNA, 2597 nt
Organism: Gadus morhua (Atlantic cod)
Lineage: Eukaryota; Metazoa; Chordata; Actinopteri; Gadiformes; Gadidae
Gene: atmin
Product: ATM interactor
Exons: 4
Coding region: 240-2597 (785 amino acids)
Biological process (GO): positive regulation of transcription by RNA polymerase II
Cellular component (GO): nucleus
Molecular function (GO): transcription cis-regulatory region binding; DNA-binding transcription factor activity, RNA polymerase II-specific
Source: RefSeq, a predicted model, not a curated record
UUGCAGUCAGGGAUACUUGGGCCUCGUGUAGUACACGCCGCGGUCAAAAACACGGUGCGCUCCGUGCUCCCAACUGCGCAUGCGUAAACAGUACCUGGUUGGUAUGGAGCAUUAUCCACGGCGGCGGGUGGUGACUGCAUCGGUUAGCACUACGGCGUCGAGGUGUUAAAUGGCAAACAUACGUAUAUGCUGCUACUGGGCUUUCUGCACUACAAGCUAGCGGUUGUCAACGUACAAUCAUGGCUGCCUAUGCGUCUGCUGGGAAAGGGAAUCACAAAGCCAGCGCUUCCAGAGGAAGUGCGAAAUCAAACGAAGAGUCUCCUUCGCAGUCCCGGGAGAUAAUAACGCCGUCCAUCGUGGAGCUGACCAAAGAAGUGAGGACUAACAUACUCUGCACUGUGGAAAGCUGUGGGAAAAUCCUCCCCAACACACCUGCGUUGAACAUGCAUCUGGUGAAAUCCCACAGAGUGAAGGAAGGCCUCGUCAACCCUACCAUUAGGAAAGAGCUGACUGCGUCCAAGAAGCUUUACAGCUGUCCUAUUGAGGGCUGCCCCAGAGGCCCUAACAGGCCCUUCUCCCAGUUUUCACUCGUCAAACAACACUUUAUGAAAAUGCAUGCAGAGAAGAAGCACAAAUGUUCCAAAUGCAACAAUGGCUACAGUACGGAGUGGGACCUGAGGAGACACACGGAGGACUGUGGGAAGACCUACCGGUGCACCUGCGGAUGCCCGUAUGCAAGUAGGGCUGCACUGUUGUCUCACAUCUACCGGACGGGACAUGAGCUCCCCACAGAACACAGGAUUCCCCCAGUGAAGAAACGUAAGAUGGAGAAACUGAUGAGCAGUUCUGUUAAGGUGCGGCAAAACGAGUCAACCUGUCAAAAUCUAAGUGCCAACAAGGAACUAUCAGUGGGUUGUUUUUCUGCGGAAACAAAUAGUCAUGCACCAGACACGUCCAAUCCAACCUCAUACCUCCAGAGAAGCCACAAAAAAAUGCUCCUGCCCAAGCCCAAGAUGGCCCUGGUCAAUUUCCCUGUGAUGCAGCUGACUCACCUCCCUGUCCUAGUACCAUCCACAGAGAGUGGUGCUCUGAGGUCCGUCGUGCUUACGAUGGACUGCAAGGGCUCCCUCAGCGCUCUUCAGCUGCUGCCACAAGCAAUGGGGGCUAUGGUGCCCCACCUGGACUCCAAAGCCCUGGGCUUCAAGGAGAGCUUCCUUUCCUCGCGUUCUAGCCUUGGGCCCAUCAGCACUGGGGUGCAGGUGAGUCUAGAGCCUUUGUACUCACAGGAUCCAGCCAGUGGCCUUGGAGGUCUUCAUGGUAGAAGCACAUCCACAAACAUUCAGACGGACAUAUCAUGCCUAUCUAGGAUGCCCUUAGGGGCAGGAGUCGGUGUAGGUAUGGGAGUGUGUGCGGUUGGUGAUCCACCCGUGUCUUCUUGUGCCCAGACAGACAUAAGUGUCAGUGCCGAGGUGCUUCUGCCCGUCAGUGUGGAAACUCAGACGUUCCCCUCCACCAAAGCUAAAUCCACUAUUGCCGCUCAGACAGACGGUCUCUGCCUCAGCCAAAUACCCUGCUCUGGCCUGUUGGUUUCUGCCCCAACCUCCAGGCAGACCCAGACAGGCUGCCCGAGUGCUGUGUCGCAGUCCAGGGACAGGGUUCAGGUCGACCAGGCGGUGAUGUGUUCGGACCUGUUUGCUAGUGACUUUCUGAGCGUCUCCACACAGACUUCUCUAGCCUUGGAACAAUCUGCGGCCGCAGGAGUGGGCAGUCUCUAUGAGGACGUGAAGUCGGCAGGGCCUAUGUGUUUCGGUGUCCAGACCGACGACCUCAACUCCAAUAGUAUGUCGGACAACCAGACCCAGACCAUGACCUUCCUCCACGACCUGGAGAACAUGUUGUCUGACUCGAUGUCGGGCCACCAGGUGCUGGAGGAUAACACUGCAGGCUGUGGGCCAGGCCUGGACUCUGUUCAAGACCAGCACACGGGUAUCGACUUUGACUUUGAAGAGUUCCUUAAUACCGUGCACAUCCAGACCCAAACGGAGGAGAGUGAGCUCAGAGGGCUGGGCAGUGACACACCGCUGGAGUCUCUGGACAUUCAGACCCAGACUGACUUCCUCUUGCUGGAAGAACUGGAACAAAGCACUGGGCACAGUCGAACGCAGGCCACUGACCUCGAACUGGAAAUGUUUGACACGCACACGCAAACUGACCUCAACUUCCUGCUGAGUGCCGGCAACCGCAUGCCGCUUGGCAGCAUCCUGGGACACUCCAGCUUCUCCAUGAGCACAGAGUCGUCUGACACGGAGACCCAGACGGACGUCCCCCCUCCGCCUCUAGGCCUUUCGCCCCAGCUCCCCGUCCCUCACACGGAGCAGGGCCGGUUGCUGAGCAGCACAGAGACCCAGACCAGCACCUGCCAGGUGGACGGCCUCUCGCACCUCUUUCUGACCAGCAACGAAACCCAAACGGUCAUGGAUGACUUCCUGUCGGCGGACCUGGCCUGGAAUAUGGAGUCCCACUUCAGUUCCGUGGAGACCCAGACGUGCGAGAGUCUGUGGGCCCUCUUACGGCACCCGGACAAACCCAACAGUUGA